ACAACUUGCACUUCCACUUCCACUUCCACAUCAAUCCAAAACCAAACAAACAAACCACCUUCCCAACCAACCAACCAACCAACCAACUCCUUAACCUUCAACAUGCAACUCACCACCCUCCUCACCACCAUGGCCAUCGCCGCGCCUGCCCCCGCUCCCGAAGCCGAGGCCAUCGCCGAGCCCGCCAUCCUCUUAGCCCGCGCCCAAGACCUCAUCGACCUCUGGAAGAACAAGGACUUCCUCGACCUCAAGUUCACCGGCUCCGCCAACCCAGGCGACUGCAAGAACCUUCCCUCCAAUUUCAACGACAUUUCGUCUUCCGGUAAAGCCAAGGCGGGAUUCCGCUGCACUAUUUGGGUCGAUAAGGACUGCAAGGGUACUGGGUUUUCUUUCAACCAGAACCCUGGCUCGAGUAGCUUCCCGGAUUGGAUCAAUGAUAAGGCUAGUAGUUGGAAGUGUGUUAAGGCUUGAGACAUAGGCUCAGCCUUACGCAAUCACAUACAUGCGAUGGAGAUGGAGGAGGGGAAGGGAGAUGGAGGA
Neurospora tetraspora is the source of this 540-nucleotide messenger RNA. RefSeq lists its product as uncharacterized. The record is from RefSeq and is a predicted model, not a curated record. The transcript has a single exon. NCBI's taxonomy places the organism in Eukaryota, Fungi, Ascomycota, Sordariomycetes, Sordariales, Sordariaceae. The coding region runs from base 103 to 471 and encodes 122 amino acids.